Lampris incognitus (smalleye Pacific opah) is the source of this 2814-nucleotide messenger RNA. RefSeq names its product fignl1 interacting regulator of recombination and mitosis (gene firrm). The record is from RefSeq and is a predicted model, not a curated record. NCBI's taxonomy places the organism in Eukaryota, Metazoa, Chordata, Actinopteri, Lampriformes, Lampridae. Bases 16 to 2610 code for a protein of 864 amino acids. The transcript has 22 exons.
AAGAUAAUCGCGGACAUGUUCCUCCCCCAUAUUGGAUUGUCAGAGUUGGAGGAGGAGUGCUUCUCUAAGAUCCUGCCUGAGGUGAAAAAUAUGUUUAACAGUCUGACCAAAGAGAUCUUGAACCAAGUUGGAGGCUUAUCCAGUCAAAACACAGAACUGCGCACAUUAUUGAGGAACAUUUUGCAGGCAAUGGUGCAGAUAAUAGAGGUGAUGUCUGCUUGUGUACGCCAUGUCUCCUCGUUCGAGAAAGCCCCAGAAUUUAGAGCCAUUCGGUCUUUACCCUCCUGCAUCAUCAAAAUCCUUAAGGACACUUUCCAGCACUGCAAGGAGAGUCAGGAAAUCUACUGUGGCUGCCUGUCCCUGUUAGCUGACCUACUUCAGGACCUCUUCAAGGAGGCCUGUUCCCUACAGAAAGGCGUUAUGGAGCUGUUGGACAGGAUCUCCCUUGAUACCAGCACCUCUGAAGAGGAGGUUUCUGACAUUGUCAUGGUGAUUCACAGCCUUCUGGAUGUCUGUGUUGUGAUCGCCAGCCUCGACAUGGCCAUGCACGCCAACACCUGGAAAUUUAUAAUUAAACAGAGUGUGAGGUACCAGUCAUUGGUGGAGGAACAUCUCCGUCACGGGGACAUCACUAACAGUCUGGCUGACAAUCUGUUGGCCUACUUCAGCAGGUGUUUGGAGCUGGGUGAACAGAUAACACAAGCCGGCCAGCAGGAGAAUGCUCAAAGCCCAGAUUACAAACUGUUACAGAAAACCAUGAAGAUGUGCAGGUUCUUUGCCAACACUUUAGUUCAUUACAUAAAGGAAUUCAAAUCUUUUCUGGCAAAGUACUGCAGCCGCUUUCAUCAACUUUACCUCCAGAUCGUAAGUAUGUUUGGUCCGUGUUUGGGUGCCCCAGCCCUGCCCUCCCCUCUGUCUGAGGAGCUGAAUGUGGUGGCCCUGGUGCCCAUGGAGGCCCUCCUGUCUCAGCUGUUGCCCCUGCGGCCCUUUGCUGAGGUUGUCCUCCGACGGGAGCAGCAGUUGAGUCCCAAGUAUGAGCUUCCUCAGUGCCUUCUGCUGGUGAACGUCUUGGGUCAGUUGGCCACCCAGCCAGAAGAGGUGCUGCAGCUUUGGUACGCUGGCAGUCAGUUCUCUGAAGAGAUACCCAGGCUUCCUCUCUACCAGGCUGUGUUGGAUAGUUUCCGGCGUUGCUAUACGGAGCGUAAGGUGCCCGUGCUUUUGCCAGGAGUGAUGAUGAACGGCCACGCCCAAGUCAGGGUCACUCUACACCACCAUGUAUGCGUGCAGCUCUGCGCCGGUGUGGCCAUGCUUCCCCCACUGUACUUCCCCGUUCUGGAGUGUUGUUUGUUGGAGGCUGUCCUGCAGCCAGAUACGCAAACGGCCCUGCUGGCUACAGACGUAUGGUGCUUCACAGCACGGUAUGGGACAGCAGAACUUUGUCUACAUAACGUCCUCGUCAUAGCACACCUGGUGAAAAAGUGCAGGCGGGACUGUUACCAGUUGUCCAACCUGGGCCUGCUGCUUAAGCGCAUGUUGUUCCUCAUGAUGCCCAACCAUCAGGUGGAGCUGGUUGAGCGUUUCCCCCCUUCUGAGAUGGAGAACAUGCCGGUUUGGCAUCACGUCCUCCUCAGAGCCCUCUCACCAGAUGCUUGCGCCCGAGUAGCGACAGACGUCAUCUCGCUGACUCAGAAAGCCCUGGCUGACUGGCAGAGUGGGGGUUACAAACUUGGGCACGUGGACAAAGUGAAUGAGGUGCUGUUGUGCUUGCUAGCAGUGGUUAAAGAAGACCCCUCCCCUGGAGGGCAGCAUACGUUGUCUGCAGUGAGGAUACUCACACAAGUCUGGCUACGUAUGUGUCCCAGCCAGGUCCAGACCCAGCCUGUGCUCCAAGCUACUCUGAGGCUCCUUCUGUUGAUAUCGGCCGCUGUGGUGAGAAACCUUGAGGCUCAGGUCAUUUGUCAGGCGCUGGCGUGUGUGAGCGCUCUGGUUUCCCAGAAGUGUCCUGAUGAGGUGGUGCUGGCUGCCCUGGAUUUCCUGGCAUCCCUGGGGAAGGUCUUUGUCCCUCAUGACAGCCAGAACCAAGUCCUGCCCAGGCUGAGUAGUCUGUUCGGAGCCCUGCUCGCCGAGAGAUCCUGGCUGCUACAUCAGCACGCCAUGGAGGCCUUUGCCAACUUUGCAGAGAUCACAAAUCAUGAGGAGGUGAUCUCCCAGAGUUUGUCUGUGGAAGAGACCAAAACCAAAUUGGUGAAUUACCUCAGCAAGACUGUCUGUGCACGGGAAGCGGCGGAGACGCGGCUGGAGAGGCUCAGAUGUGAGACUUCUGUUAUUGAGCAACACAACAAGAGGCUUGAGACCAAUAAGGAAAAUAUCAUGAACGAAUCUCCUGCCAAAGCCGUCACUGACUCAGAGCCUUGUCCAAAGACAGCGCCACAUGAGACCAGUGAGGUGGAGUACAGUCAUCACGUCCAGACGGCCGAGGCGGCUCUGAAAGCUCUGCUGGGUCUUGCUGAGGCGGACUCCGACAUGGCAGCUCCACAAUGGUUGGAAUCCAAGCUGCAGGAGCUGCAGACUUUGAUAACACAAAUCAGCGCGGCCCAGUGGGCUACCUAACGGCUGCGCUGUUCUUUUCCGCCUGUAAAUGUUCUGAUUUUAAAGAUAUGCCUGUGAACAAUGUGCAGCCCCCUUUGCUAAGAAUAUUUGUUUUUUUCCGCUUUCGGGUAUUUGUUUCUCUCUCCCUUCUUACGUCACACGUAGGCAAAGGGUCAGUUUAUGGUUAGUCUUUAGUCAUAUCCAAUUGUUUAUUAAACUUUUAAG